AUGGGAGGUGCCACCCGGAGACGACCCGACUUGGCCGAAAAGACCAACGAUGGAACGGCGUCCAACUUGAACCUUUCGGACAAGACCAACCGCGAGAUGUCGCAGCGACCUCGAUUGAUCGAGUGUGAGUUGAUGAGCCCUGGAGACUCUCUAUGCGCGCUUCGCUAGAACUGACCUUGGGGCUCGGGUUUGAUUAUUUCGACAGUCAGAGACGUCAACGGCAAUGUGACUGUUCAACUCUCACUCAGCGACACAAAUGACACGAUCGGCCCCGUGACGGCCUUAUACCGUCCCCGCUCGUGAACUCGCUGCAGACUACUUCGACUUUGCUCUCGUCGGCGACUUUCCCCAACUGCCUUCCCCGAGGACCAAGCGGCUUUGCGACCAGUUCAAUCCACGCACCGCUUCAGCCCCUUCAUGACGCGCGAGGAACAAAACCUCUACAAGUACACGAUGGAUAUCGACGGCAACGGAUGGUCACGUCGUUUCCAUACCUUGAUGAGCUCCAUUUCGCUCGUGCUCAAGUCGACGAUUCGUCCUGAAUGGUACUUUGAUCGUAUUCAACCUUGGUACCACUACGUCCCCGUCAACGUCGAUUAUACGGACCUGUUCAAUAUCAUGGCUUUCUUCAAAGUGACAUUGAUGGCAAUGGCGCGCACGACCAACUCGCCGAGACGAUGGCGGCUCAAUCCAAGGAAUGGGCCGCGGCGUACUUGGCGUUGGGAUGACAUGCAGGCGUACCUCUACCGCCUGUUGCUAGAGUACAAUCGCGUCAUGCAGCGCGAUUCCAACAAUUUACAACAGCCACGACUUUGCGCAUAUUAG
Messenger RNA from Microbotryum saponariae, 825 nucleotides. The record is from the annotation of a GenBank genome assembly. NCBI's taxonomy places the organism in Eukaryota, Fungi, Basidiomycota, Microbotryomycetes, Microbotryales, Microbotryaceae.